This is a messenger RNA of Oryza sativa Japonica Group (Japanese rice), 1392 nucleotides long. RefSeq lists its product as uncharacterized. The record is from RefSeq and is a predicted model, not a curated record. Lineage: Eukaryota; Viridiplantae; Streptophyta; Magnoliopsida; Poales; Poaceae.
CAUCUCCACCUCGACGGCUGGCUGGCUGGCUCCACGUCGGACCCCAUCUCUCUCCCACACACACGCCUUCGCCUUCGCCUUCGCUGCACCCAUCGGAGCCACUCAAUUCUCCCUCCCCAAGAACAUCCCAAUGGCCAAUUUGGAAGCUUCUACUACAUGGAGCUCGUAGGCGAAGGAAUCCGCUACUUGUAGGCUAGCCAGAAAGAUCAAGAAAGGCGCGCCAUGGCUUUCCUCCUCCCCAAGCUCACCACGCCGUCCUGCAAGUCGCCGCCGAGCCCGCUCAAGUCGCAGCUCGGCCUUCCCGGCGGCGGGAAGCUCCAGCCGGCGCAGGCCGUGGCACCGAGCCACCUCAACCUCCUGCUCCUGUUCGGCGCCUCGCAGCAGGAGGCCGCCGCCGUCCCGACGCCCAAGAGCCGGAGCAAGAACGGUGGCGGCCGGAGCGGCGGCGGCGGCGGGGAGGACCCGCGGAGGUCGGAUUAUUACCUCAACCUUGGGACGGCGGUGCGCACGCUGCGGGACGACCUGCCGGCGGUGUUCGUCCGGGAACCCAACUACGACAUCUACCGUGAAGAUAUAACAUUCGUCGAUCCGUUGAACACUUUCCAUGGAAUCGACAACUACAAGACAAUCUUCUGGGCUCUCAGAUUCCAUGGGCGCCUACUCUUCCGUGAAAUCGGGCUUGACAUAUCACGCAUUUGGCAACUGACAGAGAACUCGAUAGUUGUCCGGUGGGAGCUGUGGGGAACCCCGCGUGUCCCGUGGGAAUCAUACGGUUGCUUCAGUGGCACCUCGAGAUACAAGGUCGACAGGAACGGGAAGAUUUACGAGCACAAAGUCGAUAAUUUGGCACUGGACUUUCCCCGGCCAGCAGCCAAAGUAGGCAGCAUUGCUGACAUUGUCGUCGCCUCAUGCCCACCAAGCCCCAAUUUGACGUUCUGGGACAUGGUUGGGAGUACUGGUGAUGGGUGCUCAUGGGCAAAUCUCUACCAGGCGGUGGUGGAAACCGUGGAGCGGGAAGGCAAUGAUCCUGCUGGCAUUGCCAUUGAAGGUCUGCUUACUUGUUCAUAGGAUGGAAUGAGCUUCAGGGCUAGCUGCUUGGUAGUGAGCUUUCUUAGGGAAGAUGUAUAGAAGGUGGAUACAUAAAUCAUAAUGCUAUUAAUCUUGGUACACUGUAGCUCUAGAAUAACAAUUUUAGAUACAAUACAUGGUAGAUAACUAUGUCUCAGAAUCUUUGCUACGCAUUCUAGAAUGUAUCUACCAGUCUCUUAAGUCUCAAAAGUUAAUGGCUAUUCUUAGCAGGUCUUUCAAUAUCCUAAAUUAUGAAAAUGAAGGUUGCCAAAAUGCCAACUUGCCAUGAACAUUUUGUGAUAUAUCAGCCCCUCUGUUUGGCAA